This is a messenger RNA of Scutellospora calospora, 266 nucleotides long. Lineage: Eukaryota; Fungi; Glomeromycota; Glomeromycetes; Diversisporales; Gigasporaceae. The record is from the annotation of a GenBank genome assembly.
AACUCAAUACUGCUGUUUUAUAUAAUGAAAAUGAUAAUAAUUUUCGUGAUCUUAAUGAAGAAAAAUAUUCUCAACAUGGUGUAAUGAAACUAGGAUCUGAAGAAGCAUAUAUUUCAACAUUAUGUUCAAAAAUUAUUUCAAAUUAUAGAAAAUUUUUAAUAAAGCAUCGUUUAGAUGAAUUUAAUAAAGUAUGUGAUAUUGGUGGUGAUAUGGAAGAAGUAACAAUAGCACAUGCAAUUAAAUGGUCUACAGAAGCAUGGCAAAAA